Messenger RNA from Cuculus canorus (common cuckoo), 918 nucleotides. RefSeq lists its product as uncharacterized. NCBI's taxonomy places the organism in Eukaryota, Metazoa, Chordata, Aves, Cuculiformes, Cuculidae. The record is from RefSeq and is a predicted model, not a curated record.
AUGCGACUGCCCCAAAGGGCUUCGCUUUCACCCAAGAAACAGCAUCUGCUGCGCCGGGAGUCACUUCAGAGGGUAACGCCACAGGCCACUGAAACGACAAGAGAAGCUGGUAACCUCGAAAGCACGAUUCCUCCAACAGAUACCAGGUGUGGUCGACCCUGCAAAACCUCCCACAAAGUGCCAUGUGGUGCUGCAGGGUCAGAGGCUGAUUCAGCUUCUGUCAGGCUGGCAAGACAAGGAGGCAGACCUGACCUGCUGAAGCGCUACAGUCCUGUGACAAUGAAGACCUCUCUAGCAGGUACUGCACCUAACUGGUCCUUGCACCGCUCCAAUCCCCCAGCACCCAACAAGCCCCAGAGCUCUAUUUCCUCUCUCCCAGAUUAUAUGGUUCGUCGAGAGUUUGAGGCUGACAACCAUCAUGGUAAUAGUUACGAGACAGGAAGAGAGCCUUCUGAUUUUGAUAUGAAAAGUGUUUGGCAGCGGGAUGCCAAAGAAAACACAAAGAAAAAGAAGUUAAAGCUCCCAGCUAGAAACUCCAAAUGUGCGAGCAGAAUGCCAAAUGUUUCUACAAACAAGGACUUUAGCAGCAAAACUAAGCUUUCCUUUCCUCCUCUACCUGCUCAGACUAGAAGUGAAGUGUUUAGGUUUAGCAAUUUAAUUAGCAAUGGUGACGGGAUUGACUGCUUUUGGGAGCGUAACAGAUGGGAAGAAAAGGUUCAAGAAACAUCAGAAAAUAGUGAGCGGACCAAAGGCAGCAACAUUUUCAGCCGCUGUGCUGCAACCCACACCCAAGCCAACACUCACCCGGAACGCAGCAGGAGAGCCAUCUCUGAGAGUGACAUCAAAUUGCUCUCUCUGUGCAUGGAGCUGCUCACCAUCAAUGACAGCAUCAGAUGGCAGAGCUCAGUGCAGUCCUGA